AUGCAUAUUGGAUUCGGCGAGCGUGCCGGCGUACUACGGCGGGCGGAAUGGAUGCACUGUCAUCGGUACACGGGGCUCGUGAAAAAUGAAUCCCCAUUAUUGCGGGCCAAUGGACCCCGGACGAUAGCGCGGACGCCCAGGGCCGAACUUAGCGGUCUGGAGGCCUCGGGGCAAGAAAGGAGUGGAGGCCCCUUGGCCCCAAAUAAUUUUGAUGUUUUACUGAUUGCCGGAUUGGAG
Messenger RNA from Iphiclides podalirius (scarce swallowtail), 237 nucleotides. Lineage: Eukaryota; Metazoa; Arthropoda; Insecta; Lepidoptera; Papilionidae. The record is from the annotation of a GenBank genome assembly.